AUGUUAUUGAGGGGAAUAUACAGAGUGAUUCGGAAGCAGGAAUACACUGACACUCUACCUCAAGCGUCGAUUAAGGAUUUGGGUGUCAUUCUGAUGGGAGCUGGAUAUGAGGUAUUCUUGAAAGGACCAUCUUUGUAUGCCUUUAAGGGUUUGGCUGGUCGGUUUGCUCCAAUUGGAGUACAUUUAGCACUGCUGCUGAUAAUGGCCGGAGGAACUCUCAGUUCUGCUGGUAGCUUUAGAGGAUCGGUAACAGUUCCACAAGGCCUAAAUUUUGUUGUAGGAGAUGUACUGGGACCCAGUGGAUUUUUAUCUAUGCCAUCAGAGGCGUUCAACACAGAAGUUCAUGUCAAUAGGUUUUACAUGGACUAUUAUGACAGUGGAGAGGUAAGACAGUUCCACACUGACCUUUCACUACUUGACCUCAAUGGCAAGGAGGUGAUGAGGAAAACUAUAAGUGUGAAUGAUCCAUUGAGGUAUGGAGGAAUCACUAUAUACCAGACAGACUGGAGUCUUUCAGCAGUUCAAAUAUUGAAGGAUAAUGAAGGGCCAUUCAAUUUGGCAAUGGCACCUCUUCAAAUCAAUGGUGACAAGAAACUCUAUGGAACAUUCCUGCCUAUUGGAGAUGUUAAUUCUCCUGAUGUGAAGGGAAUAUCAAUGCUAGCUCGUGAUCUCCAGUCAAUUGUCCUCUAUGAUCAACAAGGAAAGUUUGUUGGAGUAAGACGGCCAAACUCAAAGCUCCCAAUUGACAUAGAUGGCAUUAAAAUUGUCAUUGUUGAUGCAAUUGGUAGUACUGGGCUGGACAUAAAGACUGACCCUGGGGUGCCAAUUGUUUAUGCUGGUUUUGGUGCUUUAAUGCUCACAACUUGCAUCAGUUUUUUAUCUCACUCACAGAUUUGGGCCUUGCAAGACGGUACAGAGGUGAUUAUUGGAGGCAAGACAAAUCGUGCAAAAGGUGAAUUUCCAGAGGAGAUGAAUCUCUUACUUGAUCAAGUCCCUGAAUUAGUUGAAUCAUCUUCUCCUAAGCAAUCUGAUGUUAUCAGUGGCUGAUGUAACACUCUACGCUGGGACAAAGAAGCAUCUUAAGAUGAAAUUUUCAGCUAAUGCACACACACUGCUUUAGGAAUAUGAUGCAGGAAAUUGUCUAUAGGGUUUGACUUGACUGCUCAAGAUAUUGGUGCAUCGAGCUUGAUUGAAGAUAAUCCAGAUAUUGUUUUCACUCUCGUCACAUAUCCCAAGGAUUUAAAGUAUGCUUGUCAACUUGUCUGACUUUCGCAUCAGAUGAUUCAUGAAGCAAAUUCUUGACACUGGUAGAUCAAUCAAAUUUGCAUACCAACAUUCUUUAAUCUCAGGCAUCUUUCAUGUGGGGUGUUGGGCUGGUUUGAAGUCUUUGGUUUACUUAGGUUAUUUGCAUUGUAUAGUUAAUAUCAUUAGUCAUACAUAUGUGAAUAAGCAGCAAAUUAUUUUUCAUCCAAUAUGCGUAUACUUCAUUCCGUUUC
This is a messenger RNA of Coffea eugenioides, 1496 nucleotides long. RefSeq names its product cytochrome c biogenesis protein CCS1, chloroplastic-like. Bases 1 to 1047 code for a protein of 348 amino acids. The transcript is spliced from 7 exons. NCBI's taxonomy places the organism in Eukaryota, Viridiplantae, Streptophyta, Magnoliopsida, Gentianales, Rubiaceae. The record is from RefSeq and is a predicted model, not a curated record.